AUGACAUUGUAACCGUUAUUGCUCAUGAAAAUACGCUUCCAUUUUUGUUAGUUGCAAAUGGGUCGAUACAGAAAGCCCAAUUAGAGUUUGGGCCAUAAAGCCGAAGAAGUUUGGGCCUGAGUGCUAUGGGGGGGCGGAAAAGAGAAGUUCCAGCUCGAAAUAGCAACAUUCUCGGAGGCCCAAACGAUAACACGUACGAAUGGACAACUUUCCACUUUCUAAAAAACAAUCGCCGGACCAAUCGGUGGCUCAAUACCCGGCGGCACGACGUCUGGGGGUGUGCUUGGGGGAGGAUCUAGAUCAGGUGGUCGAGGAGGAAUCACGUCAGGUGGCUGCUGUGGCCUUGGUGGGACUGGAAUGUCGGGAUCAUGUCGCGGCCGGAGCUGGAGGACCAGGGGAAAUUCCCGUUGCACUAUCCCCUGCUGGAUCCAUCUCUGGGGUUCUAGUCGGCCUUGGGACCUCUGGCGGCACAGAAGGAGGGUGAUAACUGGGCACCGACGGGAUUUCUUGUGGGUUCCUGAACGGGACCUCCGGUUUGCCACACAGUAUUGAUGAUGAACUAAUCAGCGCGGUUCUCUUUGACAUGGUGGUGAACGGAAGGAAGACCAGUGAAGAUUUCGCCGCCGGCACUGGUUUGGCUGUUUGAACCGGAGCAGCCAUUUUCACAGCAGACGUAACUGUGGACAUAGUUGGCUGUAGAUCUGGGCAAUCUUUUACUCAACCGUUAACCCGUCCAUCGCCUAUUUAAAACGGGUUAGAAUUUUAUAUAUUUAUGAUCUGUGAUUCGUUAAUGAUUUGUUGAGAGAGCUUGAUGGGUCACGGAUCAAUAACGAGUUGACCCAUCAAGUUAAUAUAUUUAAUUUAUUUAU
Rubroshorea leprosula is the source of this 869-nucleotide messenger RNA. The record is from the annotation of a GenBank genome assembly. NCBI's taxonomy places the organism in Eukaryota, Viridiplantae, Streptophyta, Magnoliopsida, Malvales, Dipterocarpaceae.